Haemonchus placei is the source of this 2439-nucleotide messenger RNA. The record is from the annotation of a GenBank genome assembly. Lineage: Eukaryota; Metazoa; Nematoda; Chromadorea; Rhabditida; Trichostrongylidae.
AUGAGGCUGCUCGUAGUUCUGCUCACCGUACUGCUCACGGCACUGCUCAGUUAUGCUGCCAAGCAAUGCUCAAUCAAACCAUAUGAAGCUAAAGGCCAGAAACGUCCUGGAAAUCAUGGUUACGUCAUAGAACUUAGGCCUGUUAUUGACGAAAACAGUACCGCCGAUGGAUUCAUACCAGGAGAAACUUACAAAGUUACAAUUCGAGGAUGGAGAACGAAGUUCAUCGUUCGAACAUUUCGUGGCUUUGUUCUAAGUGCUCUCACUGAAGAUGGAAAACCAGGUGGAAAAUUUGAGGUAGUGCGUGGAAAAGGCGAUGCUCGUACGUCGCCCGGAUGUCGAAAAGCUGGUGUUUCCCAUUCAAAUCUUCGACCAAAGACAUCCAUCGAAGCGACGUGGAAAGCCCCAGAUGUAUCCAAAGGUUGCGUCAUCUUCCGUGCUUCUGUCAUCGAAUCGAAAUAUGUGUGGUACUCAGAGGAAGGACAACUCACAAGGAAGUUCUGCGUAGAAGAAGGCUACCAAAAAGUAGUACCAGUCGAUGAUCCGAAUAUGGAAUGCUGUGCAUGUGACCAAGCGAAAUACGAACUGGAGUUCAUUGGAAUAUGGAGCAAGGAAACACACCCCAAAGACUACCCGACAUUGGAACACCUGACACACUUCACAGACAUGCUUGGAGCGUCUCACUCGAAAAAUUACUCUUUGUGGAAAAUUGGUGGCAUUUCUACGGAUGGUAUGAAGGAAAUAGCCGAAUGGGGAAACACUUUCAAAGCAGAAGCUGAAGCUAAAGAGAAGGCAGCCGAAGUUCGAACGCUCAUGAAAGUGAAGGGCCUGUGGUAUCCAGAGGUUCAAGGAAGGACCAAGUCAAGCUUCGUCGUGAACAAAUACCAUCACUUGGCCUCAUUGGCAACCAUGUUCGGUCCGUCACCAGAUUGGUGUGUGGGCAUUUCGUCAGUGAAUCUCUGCCUUCCUGACUGUUCAUGGGUUGCUGAAAGGACUUUCGACCUGUUACCCUUUGAUGCUGGAACCGAUUCUGGGCCCACUUAUAUGUCACCGAACUCCCCGUUGGAACCUCGUGCUCCGAUCAAAUGGAUUACCACAAAGGAUGAUCCACUUUCACCAUUCUACUCAACUGAAACCGACACCAUUCCGCCACUGGCUAAGCUCAUCCUGAAACGAACAGAGGUGAGUUCCAUUUUAUGUCAAUCGGAUGAUGAAUACAGACGUGAAGCUUUCAAUAUCACGAACACCAGUGAAGAUGAAGAGUACAAAGACAGGCGAGAAUGUCUUAUGUCGAAUUGGGGAUCGUGGUCUUUGUGUUCGGCAACUUGUGGCAAAGGAAUUAGAAUGCGAAGCAGAGUAUUCGUCUUCCCUAUAAAGGCUCAAAUGUUCCAAUGCCAUCGCCAAACAACCGAACGACAGUUCUGUAACGCAAAAAUCAAUGAAUGUGAAGAUUCGGAAGCUUUCAACUCUAAAUGCGCUGUGGGAUCAUGGCAACCGUGGAGUGAAUGCUCAGUCACCUGUGGACAUGGUACGAGGAGCAGGACACGGUCGUUCCUAAACCCUAAGCAGAACGAAAGCGAAUGCAAUGUGGAUUUGAUAAGGAAGGAUCUUUGCGUGGGAGAAUCUGGCGACGACUGUUCCGUAACUCCCGAUCCACUUUGUCGGACGACAUCGUGGAGUGAAUGGUCGCCAUGUAGUGCCAGUUGCGAUGAUGGCGUACGUGUACGCACUCGACUAUUCUUCUAUGCAGAACAUGAACAACGCUGUUCACAUGUCUCCCUUCAAGAAAAGGACACCUGUAUCCUGCAGUCUUGCCGACGUUUCCUUGAGCAGAACUCUGAAGAAAUCUGUCAGGAGCCCAAAGAGGAAGGUCAAUGUGGAGGAACUUUCCCACGAUAUUGGUACAAUCAUGAGAAGAAGAGAUGUGAACGAUUCAUUUUCACAGGGUGUAAGGGAAACCGUAACCAGUUCGAUACUGAGGAUGAAUGCAAACGGGCAUGUUUCGAAGGAUAUGAGAAAUCUUCAGUACCUAAUCAUCAGCUUAUCGAUGAACUAGGAAUAGCAGAAGUCAAUGACGGUGGACAACCUGUACCUUGUGAAAUGAACGAAUGGACACCGUGGGGAGGCUGCUCGGUGACCUGUGGACGAGGAAAACGAACUCGAACAAGGCAAAUCAAAACAUUCCCACGUAAUGGUGGAACACCAUGUCCAGAACAUUUGAUUCAAGAGCUCAGAUGCGAACUUCGACCUUGUCCAUCAGCUCAAUGCCGAGUGGGUUCAUGGUCGCGAUGGUCACGUUGUUCGGUUAGCUGUGGUGAAGGUGUGCAAGUGCGAAGACGCCGUGUACAGAAAGGUCGAAAUGGUGAUUGGGAGGAAGCCGAAUGUAAAGAGAAGGAAGUCGAGGAACGAAUGUGUCGAUUACCGUGUCCACGAGCGUAA